AACUAAACUUUCUCGGAAUGCCGAAAAAAAAAAAAAAAGACUAAACUUUCUCGGCCCCUAUAAGAAAAUUUUCUCGGGAAAAUUCCGAGUUUUCCAAGUUCGCAUGACAGCAAAAGAUUAGCAGAAGCAGAUCCAAAAGAAUACGUAGUUUAUAUUCGCGUUCAUGAUAUCUCCACACGCUCUGCACGCAUCCCGGGUGUCAAUGCCAUUAUGUUUUUCUCUCUCCGACCAAAAAACAAGAAAAACAUAAAAUCUCUCUCUCUCUCUCUCUCGAUCUCGACCUUUCAUCCUUCACUUUCCCAGAUUUUCUCUCUCUUCAGGGUCGCCCCUCACCCUCACCCUCUCUCUCUCUCUCUCUCUCUCUCUCUCUCUCUCUCACCUUUCCUUUCGUUCGAAAUUUCUGCACUUUCCCACAUUUUCUCUCUCUUGUGCUUCUCAGUGUAAAUCUCUCCCCGUCUCUCUAUGAACUCUUUGAUGGCGAACCAAGAUCUCGCCUCCCCUCUCCUCUCUCCUCGGCGACGGCCGUCCGAUCCUCCACACUCCAUCCUCACCAUCCGUGAGGACCACGACAACGGCCUGCCAACGCACGACCGGAAUGGUCGCUCCUCUCCCAAGAAAGACCCUCGGACACACAAACCCAGGACCCAGAACCACCACCACCACCACCACAGCAACAACAACGGUGAUAAUCACUCCCACAGCAACAACAACACCCACUUGGAGAGGCCCAACCCGUUCGAGUUCUUGGGCUCCAGGAGCUUCUCCGUGCCCCGGGCGAGCACGGUUGACCCGUUCCUGAACCGCACCGAGAAGGUCGAUGGGGUCUACGAGGUGGUGAAGAUUGUGCUGUGCUUGCCGAUCGCUUUGGUGAGGCUUGUGAUUUUCGGGGCUUGCUUGUCGGUGGGGUUCGUUGGGACCAAACUGGCUCUUCUGGGUUGGCAGGAUAAGGAGAAUCCGAUGCCCAGAUGGAGGUGUCGGCUCAUGUGGGUGACCCGGAUUUGUGCCCGUUGUAUUUUGUUCUCAUUUGGCUACCAGUGGAUAAGAAGAAAAGGAAAACCUGCUCCAAGGGAGACUGCUCCUAUAGUCGUGUCAAACCAUGUGUCAUAUAUCGAACCCAUCUUUUAUUUUUAUGAGUUGUUCCCUACCAUGGUUGCUGCCGAGUCCCAUGAUUCUAUACCCUUUGUCGGAACUAUUAUCAGAGCUAUGCAGGUAAUAUAUGUUAAUAGGUUCAUUCCUUCAUCGAGGAAGAAUGCGGUUAAUGAAAUAAAGAGAAAGGCUUCCUGCGAUAGAUUUCCUCGGCUGAUGCUCUUUCCUGAGGGAACAACUACUAAUGGAAGGGUCAUUAUUUCAUUUCAACUCGGUGCAUUCAUCCCUUCUUACCCGAUUCAACCAGUAAUUGUCCGAUAUCCUCAUGUACACUUUGAUCAAUCUUGGGGAAAUGUCUCCUUGGCAAAGCUCAUGUUCAGGAUGUUCACUCAGUUUCACAAUUUCAUGGAGGUGGAAUACCUUCCUGUCAUUUAUCCGCUUGAGGAUCGGAAAGAAACUGCUGCCUGUUUUGCAAAGAGAGCUAGUGAUGCUAUUGCGACGGCAUUAAACGUCACCCAAACAUCCCAUUCUUAUGGGGAUGUGAUGCUUCUUAUGAAAGCUUCUGAGACAAAGCAGGUGAAGCCUUCGAGUUAUCUGGUUGAAAUGGCGCAGAUGGAAUCUUUCUUCCAUUUGAGCAGCGGGGAAGCCGUUGACUUUCUGGAUAAGUUUCUGUCUAUGAAUCCAGACUCAAGUGGGCGUGUGUCAAUGGAUGGCUUUUUGAGGGGUCUGAGACUGAGAGCUUCUACUCUUUCUGAAGAGAUAUUUAGGUUCCUUGAAGUGGAUAACUACGGAACAAUCACAUUCAAGCAGUUUUUAUUCGGGUCGGCUCACGUAAUGAAGCAACCGUUAUUUAGAGAAGCCUGCCAACUGGCACUUAGGGAAUGUGAUGUAGGAGGCAGAGGUUACAUCUCAGAGGAACAAUUGGGAGAUAGCCUUAGAGCAACCAUGAUGGAUAUGAGCAAGGAAGAGAUUCACGAAUUGUUCGAAUUGUUUGACGGGGAUGGUGAUGGAAGGGUGAGCAAAGACGACUUCAUGUCCUGCUUAAGAAGAAACCCACUCCUAAUAGCGCUCUUCUCUCAUUGUUUACGGCAUGAUGAUUCGUUAGAAGACAGCGACCGGACACCGGAUGAGAUUGUUUGAUUAUUGGUUUUCUUGCUUCAUGUUAGGUAAAGUGCGUAUUGUUUGCUGCUCCAGUGGGUUUUGAUCUGAGAGAGAGGGAGAGAGAAUUGGGGUGCUUUCAUUUUUUUUCACAGUGCCCCCUUAGUAGGGAAGGGAUUUCAUGAAUAGACUCUGUAUCGAAUCAACAUACAAAUGUUUAUCUCGAGAUUACCUUAA
This is a messenger RNA of Syzygium oleosum, 2421 nucleotides long. Its product is annotated as lysophospholipid acyltransferase LPEAT2. Bases 463 to 2226 code for a protein of 587 amino acids. Lineage: Eukaryota; Viridiplantae; Streptophyta; Magnoliopsida; Myrtales; Myrtaceae. The transcript has 14 exons. Gene Ontology annotation, biological process: phospholipid metabolic process. The record is from RefSeq and is a predicted model, not a curated record. Gene Ontology annotation, molecular function: lysophosphatidylethanolamine acyltransferase activity; calcium ion binding.